Struthio camelus australis is the source of this 2117-nucleotide messenger RNA. RefSeq names its product limbic system associated membrane protein (gene LSAMP). The record is from RefSeq and is a predicted model, not a curated record. NCBI's taxonomy places the organism in Eukaryota, Metazoa, Chordata, Aves, Struthioniformes, Struthionidae.
CGCACUGGAGCAGGACCGCCCGCCUGCGCGCGCGGCGCGGGAACACAGGACUCCUGUCUUUUCCUUUUCCGUUUUUUCACCUCUCUCCAUCGCUCUGGGUUGAUUUAUUUUUUUUUUUUAUUAUUAUUAUUACUUUGCUACCUGACUUUUUCCUCUUGCUUUGUCGUUUUGAUCUACCUUUCAUAUACACACGUUCCUCUUUUUUUUUUUUUCUUUUUUGACUGAAGGCUGUGCUAAGACUUUUUCAGAAAGCCUUAAGGAAAGGAAAGGGGUUGAGGGGGAAAGAAGCCAACAAGAGACUGAAAAGAGCAAGAGAAAGUGGCAGCUAAGAAGGACUGUGAAAUCACCUCCCCUUUCCGGGGCUGUCGAUCAGAGUUGCACGUUAUUAUUAUUGUUGUUGUUCUUUCUACAUCUGUCCAUCCAUAUAUACGUGUCCAGAGAGAGACAAGUACUGACAGAGAAACUCAACAAGACCAGCCAUGGUAGCAAGGGCUCAGCCUGAUCGGAAGCAAUUACCACUGGUCCUACUGAGAUUGCUUUGCCUUCUCCCUACAGGGCUGCCAGUCCGCAGCGUGGAUUUUACCCGAGGCACCGAUAACAUCACCGUGAGGCAGGGGGAUACAGCCAUCCUCAGGUGUUAUGUAGAAGACAGAAGCUCCAAGGUAGCCUGGUUAAACCGUUCUGGCAUCAUUUUUGCUGGAGAGGACAAGUGGUCCCUGGACCCUCGAGUAGAGCUGGAGAAAAGAAACCCACUGGAAUACAGCCUGCGGAUCCAGAAAGUGGAUGUCUACGAUGAGGGGUCCUAUACAUGCUCAGUGCAGACGCUGCAUCACCCUAAGACUUCCCAGGUUUACUUAAUUGUGCAAGUUCCACCAAAGAUCUCCAAUAUCUCCUCGGACAUCACCGUGAAUGAAGGCAGCAAUGUGACCCUGGUUUGCAUGGCAAAUGGGCGUCCUGAGCCUGUCAUCACCUGGAGGCACCUCACCCCGACAGGCAGAGAAUUUGAAGGUGAGGAAGAGUACCUGGAGAUCCUAGGAAUCACACGAGAGCAGUCGGGCAAGUACGAAUGCAAAGCUGCCAACGAGGUUGCUUCAGCAGAUGUCAAGCAAGUCCGGGUCACUGUGAACUACCCUCCCACUAUCACAGAGUCCAAGAGCAAUGAAGCGGCCACAGGACGACAAGCCUUACUCCGGUGCGAGGCGUCAGCAGUGCCCACACCUGAUUUUGAGUGGUACAGAGACGACACCAGGAUAAACAGUGCCAACGGUCUGGAGAUAAAGAGCACGGGGAGCCAGUCUCUGCUGAUGGUGGCCAAUGUCACUGAAGAACACUACGGGAACUACACCUGUGUGGCUGCCAACAAGCUGGGAGUCACAAAUGCCAGCCUAUACCUUUACAAACGAGUUUUACCCACACUCCCCAAUCCUUUUCCAGGACCCGGCACGGGGAGAGUAGACAGCGGCUCCAUGAGUUUGGCCGUCCCACUGUGGCUGCUGGCAGCAUCCCUGCUCUGCCUACUCAGCAAAUGUUAAUACAAAUCAGAAUUUAAAAUAAUAAUAAUAAUAAUAAUAAUAAUAAUAAUAAUAAUAAAAUCAACACGACGACGACAACAACAACACACAAAACAAAAUGCGUUAUACAGGAGACAGAGCAAAGAGAAGUGAGAGAGAGAGAAAGAAGGAGAGAGAGAGAGAAAGAGAGAGGACUGUUUCUUUCACAACUUUUGUGUGUUCAGGAGCGAAGAGGGGGGAGAGGAAAAAUCACAGCAAAGACGACUCAGCAACAUUUAUUCUGAAUUCUGACAAGCCAGCUGUCAUGUCAUCGACUGUCUAGGAGGCAACACGAAGCGAGAGAGAGAACAGGGUACCAGCAAGGAUUGUGUUGCCGGAGGACGCUGCAAUGUAAACAGACCAGCAAAACCCACAAAGCCAAUCAAACAGAAGAUCCCUUUUCUUUUCUCUCCUCCUUCCUCUUUUCCGUAAUUCCUCACCUUUCUUCCUUCAUCUUAUUUCUUUCUUCUGCUGAAAGCAGUCUUUGCUUCGGUGAUUGUAGCCACUUAACGUUUUGGAUGCCCUUGGUCAUUUUUGUGAGCUGAUGCUCAGCCAGUUCAUACUUCU